AUGUGGUGUGUUGUCAAGGAGAAGGGCUGUGGCUGUAACCAUAAUGGCCAUUAUUACCUGCCACGUGAAGAGUUCUGGGCCGACUCAAUGUGUAAGGAGAGGUGUGUGUGUGAUGAAGCAACACAAAAAGUGCAAUGUAAGCAGACUAAGUGUCGAACCGGAGAGAAAUGCAGUAUUGUGGAUGGAGUCCAAGAUUGUUACCCAAUCAGCUUUAAAACUUGCACUGCACACGGAGAUCCACACUUUUACACCUUCGAUGGACGCAAGUUUGACUUCCAGGGCAACUGUGUCUACAAGCUGGCCAGUGUGUGUGGAGAUACUCAAGGUCUGAAGCACUUUGAGGUCAACCUGGAGAAUAACAACCGUGGCAACAAAAGAGUGUCAUAUGCUAAAGUGGUGACCGUUAAAGUCUAUGGCAUUACAUACACACUUUCAUUGGACUACCCGGGCAGAGUACUGGUGGACGGUCUUGAAAACUCCCUACCAUUCUCAUACAAUCAAUCACUGGUCCAAGUUUAUCGCAGACACAGACUGGCUGUCAUUGAGACACACUUUCUUAAGGUUUCAUUUGACUUUGCAAGUGCAGUGAGGGUGGAGCUGGCUACUAGUUAUUACAGUGCAACCUGUGGUCUUUGUGGAAACUUCAACAAUGACCCUGCUGAUGAUCUGAUGCUGCCCAGU
Xiphias gladius (swordfish) is the source of this 681-nucleotide messenger RNA. Its product is annotated as IgGFc-binding protein-like. The transcript has 5 exons. The record is from RefSeq and is a predicted model, not a curated record. The annotation marks the transcript as partial. NCBI's taxonomy places the organism in Eukaryota, Metazoa, Chordata, Actinopteri, Istiophoriformes, Xiphiidae.